Anolis carolinensis (green anole) is the source of this 762-nucleotide messenger RNA. RefSeq names its product cystatin. NCBI's taxonomy places the organism in Eukaryota, Metazoa, Chordata, Lepidosauria, Squamata, Anolidae. Bases 99 to 509 code for a protein of 136 amino acids. The record is from RefSeq and is a predicted model, not a curated record. Gene Ontology annotation, molecular function: cysteine-type endopeptidase inhibitor activity. The transcript is spliced from 3 exons. Gene Ontology annotation, cellular component: vesicle; cytoplasm.
GAGACCUCCCUCCGCUUCGCUGGGCGGGACCCGCAGCAGCUCAGCUUCCCUCCCUCAGCUUCUGUCAGGCGCAGUCGGUCUCCUCUCGCGGCGCAAGGAUGGCUCUCUUCGGGUGGAUCGGGAUGUGGGGGGUUCUUUUGCUCGGCGCGGCGCUGGCCACCGGGCAGAAGCAGCGGAUGAUGGGGGCGCCCAUCGAGGUCUCCGCCGACGACGAGGGCGUGCAGCAGGCCCUCCGCUUCGCCAUGAACGAGUACAACCGGGCCAGCAACGACCGCUACGGCAGCCGCGUCGACGAGGUCCUCAGCGUCACCAAGCAAAUUGUUGCUGGAGUCAAGUACAAUAUUGCUGCUAAAGUUGGGCGAACAACUUGUUCCAAGUCAGAAGCUAACCUGGAGACCUGUGCCUUCCAUGAAGCUCCAGAACUGGCCAGGCACGUGACUUGCCACUUUGAGGUGUAUUCUGUUCCUUGGUUAAACAAAAUAACCCUGAAGAGGAACAACUGUCAGUAAACAUGUAUUUACUUGGAUCAAGACAGCAAGCUGCUGCUAUGAAAAUAUUUCCCCUUUUCAAAAAGAGCAAUAAUUCAGGUGCUUUCUCAAGCAAGAGGGUUGGCUGCUAACUUGAAAAUGCUUGCAUAUACUUGUUUGAAACAAGUAAAUUCAUAUAGUGUUCUUUUAAAAAUAUUUGCUGUUGAUUAUUUAGUUUGUAACCAGUAUUAUCAUGCUUUAUUAGAAGGGGAAAAAUAAAACUUUACAUUGUCAA